Messenger RNA from Macrosteles quadrilineatus (aster leafhopper), 773 nucleotides. RefSeq names its product retina and anterior neural fold homeobox protein 2-like. The record is from RefSeq and is a predicted model, not a curated record. Gene Ontology annotation, biological process: regulation of transcription by RNA polymerase II. The transcript has 6 exons. Lineage: Eukaryota; Metazoa; Arthropoda; Insecta; Hemiptera; Cicadellidae. The coding region runs from base 1 to 669 and encodes 222 amino acids. Gene Ontology annotation, molecular function: DNA-binding transcription factor activity, RNA polymerase II-specific; RNA polymerase II transcription regulatory region sequence-specific DNA binding.
AUGGCUGGACCAUUCCUAUCACCUCUUCCUGGAGACCUUCUCUCAGAGUAUAUGUUCGGACGUCGAAGACAGCGCCGUAACAGAACUACCUUCACCCCCCAGCAGCUUCAAGAGCUGGAGUCCCUAUUCCAGAAGACGCAUUAUCCCGACGUCUUCCUGAGGGAAGAGGUCGCCCUCAGGAUCAACCUGUCAGAGGCUCGUGUCCAGGUGUGGUUCCAGAACAGAAGGGCCAAGUGGAGGAAGCAGGCGCGUCUUCAACUGCUUCAGGACGCUUGGAGGAUCCGCUGUCUGGGACUGUCCUCUCCUCCACUUCUUCUAGGUAGAGGUCCCACCAUGCCGCCUGGGAGUGACGCUAGCGCCCCUGACGGGAGAGGUGUGAAGUUAUCGCCGCCUCCGCCCGCCGCCCCCAGCCAAGAGCCACUCAACUACCGCAUCAUGCCGCCUCCACCGCCUCAACCAUGUCUACCACCACAGAGUGGGGCAAUGUGUCCGUGUACUAACACACAGCCAGCCGUCUCACAUACGCACGCACACUCACAUCCAGAGAGUAUAUCCCUAAGGGGGUGUAGUCCAGGGGAUGGUUCCCCUCCUCGACCCCCUCUCCCCCACACCCCGGACCAGACACAGGGGACAGACCUCUCUCUGAAAAGGACCUCGGACAUUUCCUAGAAACAUCACCUGGAAGAUGUAGCUGUAGAACGUGCAAUAAGUUUUUUUUCUUUUUUUUUAAUAAGUAUUUAAGCCAACCUUUUUUACUGUAUUGUUUGUUGAUC